AGACAAGUUGCGCCGAAGACAAGCCUCUUAUCCUCCUGUUCUACUGCGCACAGACAGCCGAACGGAUGGAACGCGACGCAUCUUGAGAGAGAGAAAAGAGUUUCGUCUCCUUUGUAAUUCUUUUUUACUCUUUUUUCGACUGCGCAAGUUGGCGCCGAAAGACCGGAUAGCCAUAGCGUCUCACCUCUUGUCUGUCAGCGUGUCUCUUCCUCGACGUGGCAGUCGCGCUUGAUCGCGACAUGGCUCCCAUUUGAUUUCGCGCAUUUUUCGAAAUUCCGCGCGCUCUGGAAAAUCCACGUAGGGGAAUAGAUCGCUUCUCUUCAACUCCGCUUGCCUCCGACUGGCUCUAUUCUUCUUCGGUGCAAACCGGGGUUUCUUCCUGGGGAGGAAACCGACGUUUCAUGCUCGUGCGAAAAAACAGCGAUCCGGGUGGAGUGUCCGUACACCUGAGCUGGAGCUAUGACCAGCUCCUCCUUCUCUUAUUGUCCUUUUUUCGUCGGCGUGUCAUCUCUCGACUGCGUGCGAGGCUUCCUGCAAGAAGGCGACUGGAGAAACGCGAGGAGGGACAGGAGGGGAAGUCGCUGCAAGAAAGCCUGUAGACACGACAAUCUGCUCGUCAAUAGCUGAGGUGGUGGACUGUCCUUUGCUUUUCAGUGCCUCGCCUUUCCUCUCUUCUCUCGUUUGAGAAGCAGGAUACCCAGAUGCUUUGGAGUUUUUGCGUUAGUGGUAAUCGGCCUCUGUCUGUUCGGCGUUUCUUCGCGUCUCUCUUCUUUUCUCUCGUCCUCUUGCCCUUCUCACUUCUUCUUGGGAAGACCGGCCGACUUCAGGAUUUGCUCUUCUUGGCAUCCUCUUCUGUGUCUCCACUUCCCUCUGUUCCCUCUGUGUCUGUAGGUCUGAUGCCCUGUCCACGUGUUCGAUUUGCGUUUUCCCCUCUCAUCGGUUCUCCUUUCCUCUUCUCAGCUUCCCUCUGCCUCGUCAAGAUCCUCCUUUUCUGAAGCAGCUGCGUGCGACCUUUUGCCUUUGCUGGAUUCAGCUGACUGUACGCUGCAUGUGAAGACUGCCUGUCUCCAGGCAUGGCUGCCGCCUCACCGCGGGCUGAAAGAGACCGCAUUUCGAGUUCCGACAGAUCUGCCGCCUUCCGAAUCUUCUCUCACACGAGGUGUCGAUAGACCUGAAGAGCCUUUCCUCGGCGUGAGGAACCGGAAGCUGUCGCAUUUCUCUCUCAACAGAGGAAGCGCUUCACGGGGCCAGGGGAUCUGCCGAUGCAGUAUACUUGCAUCCCUCCGUGUCUGUCCUUCGUCUUCCUUGCAUGCGUUUUGCGCCGUGGGCAGUGUGUGGAGGACGCGUUCUGCAGGAUACGUUGAAGUCCCCGACACACAUGUGAAAGGAGACGUACCACUUUAUUCUCACGUUCAUCUCGAGAGAGAUUGACGAACGUCUCUUGCAGGUUCCUGUUUACUUUUUUUUAUCGUUCCCCAGUGAGUCUCGCGUCUGGCUCAUGGAUUCCUCGACCUUUCUCCCGGUGGCUUCCCAGCCUCCGCCACACACUCCCUCCUUCCCCACUCUCCCUGCAUCUGCUGCUUCUCAAACACAUCCCUCUUCUUCCUCUUCGUUCUCUGUUUCUUCCUCUUCACCUUCCUCUCCUCCUUCUACCUCUUCUUCUUUUUCCUCACCUCAUUCUUCCCCUUCAUCUUCACUAUCCUCUUCUUCCUCCAGUGCUGCCUGUUCUUCCUCCUCUGCCGUUCGCUCUCCCCCCUCUUCUGCGUACCCUUCGUCUUUCUGCUCUUCUCCUUCGCCCUCUCCUGCCGGUUCCUUCUCUUCUUCCUCUUCUCCUCCUCCCUCAUAUGGUUCUUCUGCUGUGUCUCCUUUCACGGUGUUGAAUCAUCCACGGAGAUUUUCGCGAGCGCCGCUUGCCGCGUAUGAAGCAUGCAACCACUUUUUGCCCUUUGCGGCGGUGUCGGCCUCCUGUGCGCCGCACCAGCGCUACGAGGGUGUAUGUACACCUGGCCUCUCGGCGGCCUCUUCGCUCUCUGCGGCCGCUGAAGCAGCGCUGUCUGCGGCUCCCUGCUGUGCCUGCCCGCGAGCUGUGGCGGGAGACUGCAGACGUUUGCGGUCUUGGGAGAGAAUCGCCAGAGUGGAUGCCUUGCAGCUUCCCGGCUUAUAUGAGAAACUUGUCUCCGUCCUUGAAAAGAAAGUGAGGGUCCCCCGCAACUUCCACGGAACGGAGGAGAGCGCGAACGGGGGAGGAGACGCAGAGAACGACGGGCGGGGAGAAGAGCGAGGGAGACAGGGAGACACGGCGGGAAGAAGGCGGAGUUGUGAAGAAGAGCGAGGAGACGCGAGGGGAGAAGAUCCGUCAAGCAAGAGAAAGGAGAAGUUUGGAGAGACCAAGGGCAUCGAUGCAUUCCGGGAGGCGGGAGAAGGAGACAGUGGGGACGGGAAGUCAACGCAAGUGAGCAGAGAGAAUCACGUUUCGACUCCAGAUUCUGCGAAAGAAUUGGGAGGCUAUGCGACGUCGGAGGAGAGACAGGAAACGCGAGACGACAGAGAAGCCACAGUCUGCGAGCUUCUUCUCGGACCUUCUGUGUACAACGCCAUCGAGAUGGACGUCCACCGGACGUUUCCGUCUCUACCGUUCUUCAAAGAAGAAGGACAAACCGCCAUGCGUCACAUCCUUCAGGCCUACGCUGUCUUCGACCCAGAGGUGGGCUACGUGCAGGGUAUGAACUUCGUCGUGGGGACUUUGCUGCACCACAGCAACACGAGCAUUCACUGGAAGCUGGACGAACACAUUCGCGGCGUGAUGAGUCUCUUGUUGACUUCUCCGGACGAGGGGGCUUUGUCUCCUCGUUCGCGCUUCCUCACCUCGUCCCUGGCCUCUCCUUCCCACCCCAAGCAAAGCGGAGACAGUUCGGACCCGAACGGAGACAGUGGGGGAGUGAAAGGAAACAGUGUGGACCGAAAGUGUGGGGAGAAAGACGAGAAGGGGGGACUCCAGUUUUGCAUUCGGACGCGAGAAGGCCGAGUGUUUUGGCUACUGGUCGCCAUGUUUUACCUCUAUGACAUGCGGAGGAUGUUUCUUCCUUCCCUCCCAGGAAUUUUCGAAAAAUGCGACAGAAUCGAACGCAUGAUGCAGAUUGUUCUCCCCGAUCUCGCAGAACACCUGAAGUCCACCGGCGUCUCCCUCUCGCUCCUCACCUCGGACUGGCUGCUCACGCUCUUCUCCUACAGCGUGCCGCUGGAUGUAUGUACAGCCGUCUGGACCAAGUUCUUCGAGGAAGGCUGGGUUUUCAUCUACAAACUCGUCAUUGCUCGCUUCAAAAAAGUCAAGCGGCAAAUGUGCAACCAAACAGACCUCGUCGAACUCGUGAAAACCGCCAAGUUCUCUGCGCCGCAGAACGCCCUUGCCGCCGUUGGAGAGUCUGUCGUGUCAUGGCUGUUGAAGCCUCGCGGUUCGAAAGCGGCUGCAAGUGGAGAGGCGCCAGCGGUCUCCUACUUGACUUCUCUCGGCCUCCUUCUCCAGCAGCAGCUGCAACAAAUCCCUUCGCAAGACGCCCUAACUUCUAGUCUUUCUGUCUCCAACGACCCAAAUGUAUCCGGCUCGAAGGAGAUGUGGCGAGACAUUAUUGAAGAUGCAAGCGAUAUGGACGUCGACAGACGCCUCUUUUUGCAGGUGGAGUUGGAGAUGCUGGACCGCGAGCACGUGCAGAACCGGGCGAAACGCGCUGUACAGACACCUGAGAGGGUUCCCAGCGAAGCGCCCAACGACAGAGAAAAACGGAAAGAAUACCGAGGCGACAGGGGGAUAGAAAGAGAACAAAAGGAAAAAGUUGAAAAUGAAUUGACAGGGGGUGGGGAGACUCGGCGAAGUGGAGACUCGAAACUCGCAAACUCCUCGGCGAAUGAAGCGGGCGAUGUGUGUCGAAAGAAGACAGUCGGUCUCUGGAGGCCAGGUGUAGGAGCUGAACGCGAAGAAGAUGGGCGCGAAUCCUGCAGUCAAAGGCAUGCAAAGAAGACGGACUCUGGAGAGAAAAUGAACGAGACGGAAGGUCCGCGGGGCGAGCGGAGGAAGGAAGAAGAGCACAGAGGAGAGAGAAGGAAUGAAUCAUGUCAGGCAUAUUAUCUCCAGAGAGGCACAUGUCGAGGAGAGAAGGGAGAUUUCUUGAAGACUCCGGAUCUUUUCACAGGCGAUGAAAGAUCUUAUGAAAAUACACGGACUUCGCCUACAGCUUCGUCGACCAGCGAUCCCUCUGUCGGAGCAGGGAGCCCGGGAGAACGUGGCGCCAGUCGAGGCAAAAGCGAAAAAGAAAUAGUGCCUCCAAACGUUAUCUCGGCCUGUACAGACAGCUCAGGAUGCGCAGACAGCUUAGAGUGUAGAGACAGCAGGCGUCUAGCCUGUUCACCUCUCCUUCAUGUUGAGAAAUGUCUGGCUCUGCUUAGAAGGGCGGGAGACGAGGAACUGCGGACGGAGACGGAGGAACUUUGCGCAGAGUGUUUUGCUCACCAGAGGCUGCUUUUCCACGUCGCUGAACAGAGACAGCAUCUGCAGCAACUCGCAAUCGAGGCUCUGAAAAAACCGAAACAAGUUCCAGAGACCCUCAGACACUGGACAGCGCGGGGUGCAGACAUCUACGACGAAUAGUAAAUACAUGUUUUAACAAAAACGGGGAACAAUCGUCCACGCAUAUAUAUAUAUAUAUAUAUAUAUAUAUGUGGAAUGUUGGUGGUGGAUAAAUAUUUUCAAGUUUCAUCACUCAGGACGUAUGCAGGAAGAGCGGGGCAGCGAACUGUGCGUGCGAAUGUGUGUGGGUGACAUAUCGAGAAACUCUGUUCAAGUGUGUUUGUCUGCAUGUGUAUGUGUGUGCAUCGUGGUGUUUUUAAUUACUGAGGAAAGCUGUUUGUUGCGGGGUGACGAGAGUCGAGUAGAAAGAUGAAUUUCCUCCCCAUGAAUUUCUUUGGUCCUCUGGAGGUUGAGCCAAGGGGGAUGUGUCCGGAGGAAUUUUAGACGCGAGAGAGCGGAAGUCUGUGGCUGUGGUGCCCGAGAAUUUUGGACCUGUUCCUCAGAAAUGGGAGAAGAUCCGAUCUUAAACAAGGGAUGCGUGUUCAAUCGCCUGUGUGCAUGUUUACGCGUGAAAUACCCACAGUAUCUGUGCGUGUUUUUUGGUGUAGAAGAGGUCGCAAAUUCGUGGAUUUUUACAACACUGCGUGAGUGAACGCGUUUGGGGGCGACGGGACACGUGGAGAGUCAGAGGGAUUCGCUGGCCUCUCCGUCUCUCAGCCCCUCCUUUUGUCUUCGGAGAAAGGUAAAGCAGGUUUUGGGCUUGGAACAUUCUGUGAAAAAAGUGCAUGCGCGACACUUGCGUCCCGCCCACACGUGUUGACCCCUACGUGGGUUGUUGGUGAGGCUCGCGGAGACAGACACGAACAGAAGUACUUUCGGAGAGUGAAGACUCGCUCUUCUUUGGCAUCAUUCAGUGAG
Molecule: messenger RNA, 5479 nt
Organism: Toxoplasma gondii ME49
Lineage: Eukaryota; Apicomplexa; Conoidasida; Eucoccidiorida; Sarcocystidae
Product: TBC domain-containing protein
Exons: 6
Coding region: 1499-4642 (1047 amino acids)
Source: RefSeq, a predicted model, not a curated record